Eriocheir sinensis (Chinese mitten crab) is the source of this 2056-nucleotide messenger RNA. Its product is annotated as protein mono-ADP-ribosyltransferase PARP12-like. Gene Ontology annotation, molecular function: NAD+ poly-ADP-ribosyltransferase activity. NCBI's taxonomy places the organism in Eukaryota, Metazoa, Arthropoda, Malacostraca, Decapoda, Varunidae. The record is from RefSeq and is a predicted model, not a curated record. The coding region runs from base 1 to 2055 and encodes 684 amino acids. The transcript has a single exon.
AUGGGGAACUCAUCGUCACGCACCAGUAAAGGCAGCCCGCCGCCAUCCUCAUCAACAAACACCAGCCCGCCGCCACCUCUACAGCCUAGGCGGCCCACCACCACAACUGCCGCAACCCCAACACAACACAGCAUUACAAACACCAGCCAGCCGCCACCUCUACAGCCGGGGCGGCCCACCACCACAACUGCCGCAACCCCAACACAACACAGCAUUACAAACACCAGCCAGCCGCCACCUCUACAGCCUAGGCGGACAAUCACCACAGCUGCCGCAGCCCCAACACGGCACAGCAUUAACAUCACCACAACAACCGCUGCACCUACCACUAUUUCAUCACGCCACAGCAGAAAAACAUCUGCAGUUUAUGGUUGCAGCACAAAAACAACAUACUCUGCAUCCCAUGGGUCGUCCAUUUGCUUUUCUCUCUCCCAAAGUCACCCAGUAGCUCCUGAGUUAGCCUCACAAAAUGUGAAAAACAUGGCCAACAACUAUGUAAUUCCAGCAACUUCACCAAGACAAUCCCAAGAUAUUGCAUCAUGUAAGGACAAUUCAUAUGCUAAACUUGCAGUGUGUCCUCAGUACAAUGGACAAGGGUGUGUGGCUGAGCCAUGCAGAAGACUUCAUAUCUGCUUCUACUGGGCUACCAAUACCUGUGAAAAGGCUACGUGCGAACGUGACCACUCCCUUGACACGCUGCACAACAGAAGGCUUCUUGAAGCUUGUCCACCAAAGAUUACCGGACAGCUUGAUGUUUCACUAAGUUUUUGGAAAAAAAAUCUAAGGUCGUCAUUAGAUGAAGAGCCACAAAUUUGUUUGAAUAGUGUUUUAAGGAGGUGCUCAAGGAAGUCUUGCCCUAGAGUACACUCGGCUAAAAAUUACUGUUGGGAGGUCAAAGUCGGCAGUAGGUGGACAGAGUUAGCCCACCACCAGGGUAACUAUUUAGAGCUGCUUUAUAGUCAUCCGUCUGUGAACUGUGCGGAUCUCAUACCUCUCCAGACUCCUUUACCCAAUAACGGAGACUUGAGGAAACUUAAUAGCAUCCUUUCAAAGGAAACCUCUUGGUCUGUGGACUUAGAGGCAAUGGAGCUGAGGGGACUUUCAUCGGUUCAUGAUAUUAGGAGGCUUUCCACCCCAUCAGACCUCAUCUCCAAUGUGUCGGUAGCCACGCGCUGGAUCUGGUACUGGCAGGGUAACAAUGACAGCUGGGAGCCUUAUGGUGAGGGAAUUUUUGCAAAGAUUUAUUACGUGGCUCUAAGUGACUGCUUGGAGUUAUUGCUUCGAGUAUAUUACAACAGAAAUGCCACAAUCAAAGUUGGCAGUCAUUACUACAGGAUUGAUGGCGAACAAAUGACCCAGACGAACAUAACCACCGGUAAGGUACGACGAGUUAGGAGAAGGCCGGCCUGCAGCUUAGUCAGCCGUGAGAGUGUCAAGCUCUACGAGUUAUUCCUGCCCUUCCUCACCACAAAGAAAUCCCUCAGGUUGCAGGUGAUGCCACUGAGCUCAGAGUUCGUCUUUGUAGAAAACCUAUUAAGACAAACCAUGACAGGGAUGCAGGUGGCCAGCAUUCACAGGGUUCAAAAUGACCACCUGUGGAAAGUGUAUCAGACUAAGAAGAGGCUCAUGGUUUCCUUGUACAAUGGAGAUUCCGAAGCCGUCAAUGAGCAGUACCUCUUCCAUGGCACGAAGCACGAUAUCAUCGAUCUCAUAUGCGAAGAAAACUUAGACUGGAAGCUCUCCGGCACCAACGUAGGCCAUGCUUAUGGUUGUGGGACAUACUUCUCCAACUUGGCGUCGCUGGCUCAUAUUUACUCCCAGAUUGACAAGACAGGCAACAGAGUAAUACUGGUGGUGCUGGUGCUGGUCGGGAAGAUGACGCGAGGCCACAAUAGUAUGAUCCUCCCGCCUGUAAACGUUGCUGCCGGGAGGACCUUCGACACCACCUGCAAUAGUGACACGGAUGCCACUAUCUUCGUCAAGUACAACAGGGACGAAUAUUACCCGGCCUAUGUGGUCAGGUACAGCCAUGAGGACGUGAGGGUUCUGCAGUGAA